CUGUCACGGUCACGUGGGUGGGAGGGUCGCGUCCAUUGUUUAUUUGGCCAAGAGAGAGAGAGAAGAGCAGAGGAGAGCGAGCGGAGAGAGUGAGAGGGGACGGACAGAGACAGAGAGAGAAGAAAGGACGACGGAGGCGCGAGAAGAGAGAGAGAGAGAUACAAAAUAAAAUUAAUAAUCAGCGCGACCGCUGCCCGUACCGAUCAUCCAUCCAUCCCGUCCGCCUGCCCGCCAGACGCCGCUCUACGGCCAUGCUUGGCAUCAUCAACAAACUGCUGGACUGGUUCAAGUCGCUCUUCUGGAAGGAAGAGAUGGAGCUCACGCUCGUCGGCCUCCAAUAUUCGGGCAAAACGACGUUCGUGAACGUGAUCGCGUCCGGCCAGUACAGCGAAGACAUGAUCCCUACGGUGGGCUUCAACAUGCGGAAAAUUACCAAGGGCAAUGUGACCAUUAAGCUGUGGGACAUCGGAGGGCAGCCGCGCUUCCGCAGCAUGUGGGAGCGCUACUGCCGCGGCGUGAAUGCCAUCGUGUACAUGGUGGACGCUGCUGACCACGACAAGCUGGAAGCGUCGCGGAACGAGCUGCACAACCUCCUGGAGAAGCCCCAGCUGCAGGGAAUCCCGGUAUUGGUGCUGGGUAACAAGAGAGAUCUCGCCAAUGCCCUGGACGAGAAGGAGCUCAUUGAGAAAAUGAAUCUGUCGGCCAUUCAGGACCGGGAAAUCUGCUGCUACUCCAUCUCCUGCAAAGAGAAGGACAACAUUGACAUCACCCUGCAGUGGCUGAUCCAACACUCGCGGAGCCGAAGGAGCUAAGCUGGCUCGGGCUGGCUCUGAUUCAGCACCCCGCAACCACGUCGACCACCGCCUCCACCGCCACGUCCACCGCCUCCACCGCCACGCCAAUCGCCGCCAGCACCGCCACGUACAACCCCUCGCCGGCCGUGACGCACGCACGCACGCACACGCACGCACGCACGAACGCGCGCGCGUGUGCUCUCUUACACACACUCAAAUGGACACGCAUGUACGCACUUGCAUAAAUACACACGCUCACACGUACGCAUGAACACACGCAAUCGCACACAAACACAUGCACUCGUACGCACAAAGGCACGCAACACGCGCACGCUCAUUGCACUCGCACGAGUGUAUGCGCACAUACACUCGCACAUUCACACACGCGCUCCCUCGCACAUAGGCGCGCACAUGCACACUCGCAUGCACGCACACACACCACACUCUUAUGCCCAGCUGUCGAAUUGGAGACAUAGACUUUUGGGGCCCCUAUCGCUUGUCAAAUCACUGACUUUUUAAACUCGUCGCAUGUGGGGGGUAACAGGUCAAUGCCCACACUUUAACCCACCAUGCGCACCUCGUGCAAAAAGGGGCACAGCCGAUUAUGAAUGCGCAGACCUCCACAGUCUCAGAGAAUCAACUGUUUGGCAUGUGGUUACCGAACAGGGGGCUCUUAAUUCGUCCACAGAAUAUUCUAGCACGGCCGCCCACAUUUAUAUGGCGAUGCACAUUGUGUUGAAAUGUAUUUUUUUUGUCCUCUAUCGAUCAUCUUCCCAUGAUCGCGGCCAGCCAGCUCCUGCAACUGCUUUGCAGUCAGGGUUGGGUUGGGACACCGAGCAACCGGGCACCUGCCCAGUAACCUACUCCUUGAGUUGGCCCAACUUGGACCUACUCCUUGAAUUGGGCCGACAUGAAUCUAUUUGUGGAGUUGGGCCAACUUGCACCUACUCCUUGAGUUGCGCCACCUUUAAUCUACUCCUUGGGUUGGGCUAACUUGAAUCUACUCCUUCAGUUGGGCCAACUUGAACCUACUCCUUGGGUUGGGCUAACUUGAACCUACUCCUUGAGUUGGGCCAACUUAAACCUACUUUUUGAGUUGUGCCAACUUGAACCUACUCCUUGUGUUGGGCUAACUUGAAUCUACUCCUUGAGUUGGGCCGACAUGAACCUACUCCUUGAGUUGGGCCAACUUGAACAUAAUCCUUGAGUUGGGCCAACUUGAACCUAUUUGUGGAGUUGGGCCAACUUGAACCUAUUUGUGGAGUUGGGCCAACGUGAUUCAGAUGGUAGCGGUGGCGUAACUGUAGAGAAACUUUCACGGGGCCCACUAACCAGGAGUGCCCAGACACACGGGUCCCAAGAGUAGGGGACAUCGGACAGCAGGUAGGGCCCACUUUACUCCUUGCAGCAGGACCCUUGCUGUGACCACACUAUGCUGCUACAUUGUCGUCUCCUUUCAUACGGCUGAUGUAGAUGCAGAGCAAAACAGCUCCAAUUUCACAUUGUGGUGGCCAAGCCAGACAACCGCGUCAGUAGCAGCGGAGUGUUUCGCUGUCGAUGUCUCCUUCUUCUUUGUGAAUCGGGCAUUGCAUCGUUAUACGCUGUACAGACUGUUCUGGAUGACCACAGUCGCACAAUGGAGAUUUUUGUAAAGUUUCCAUUUGUGUGCAUCAGGUAUCUGCAUCUGCUGCCAUAGUUUUCAGCGGAUGUGGUUCAGGGUGGACCAUAAAAGCACAUGGUCCAACCUAAACUAUGCUCCUAACUUACGCAGACACCCGCAUGCAGACUCGUCGACUCGAACGGAGACUCCUAGACUUACACGGAGACCCAUAGUCUCGCGUAGAUGUACAUAUAGACCCACGGACCACCGCCGUACACUUACCUUGGAGACCCUACAUCAGUCGAGUAGCCGUCAAGUGUGCAGACGGUGUAAAUGCACCGGGGAUCUGUAGGGGAUAGGAGGGCGUGGGAUAAUUAAUUCCAUGCCAACCGCACGACACCGCUGGAUGGGAAUGGGAUUGCGUUGGGACCCAGUGGUGUGCGUGUCGUGACCGGAGUCUGUGGCCGGCGUGAGCAGCAGAAUAUUUACCCUGUAGUCGCCAGAUUUGUCAACAACUUUAUGAAAAAAAGACGACGCUCUCCAAAUGACAACAGCAACAACAACAAAUCAAGUCGAACAGCAACAACAAUAUAAAUCGAAGCGUUAAAAGUGUUCUCGUUGCAUUUUACAAGGUGGGUAGGGAAUGGGUUAACGGCGAUGGGACGUGAAUUACAACUCGGUGGGGGGUAUUUUUUGCAGUGACGGUGGUUAAGUUUUAAUCGAACUUUUUAAUGGUUUUUAGCCGUUUUGUUAUCGUUGGUGUGGCCAUCGUUUCGCUAAGUGCUGUCGUCAUCUCGGGUUGUGACAUUUCUUGUUUUUUAAAGAAAAAAAUAAUGGAUCACUUCUUUAAUUUGUUUGUCUUUAGGGCCGUUUUACGCGAAGGUAAUUUUUUUCCGUCGCACACUCCUCUGUGCUGUAGUCGAACGGUGGUGUAAAGGUGCGGCCAUUGCUUUGCUCAACGCCGUGACCGGCGGAACGGCCUCUGCAAUCGAGGGGGGGAGCUCUAAGGAGCCCCCACCCCCCCACCCCCUUCCCCCCCCCCCCCUCCUCUCUAGAGAGUAUUUUGGCUGACCCUUCAAGAUGUCUUUGGAAGAGCUGGGAAUUACCCACACUUUAACCCCCACCGUACACGACCUGCCAGUCCACUGUGGUGGUACCCAUUUCUACUGCUGGGUGGACAUAUGUGGGGCGGCCUGGGGGUGGGGGGGGAUUUUAUGAACUUGCCCGUAUCACUAGCCGUGCCCCGGCAGGUCAAUUCGCCAACCUCUGGUUUGCAGAUCCGGUGUACUAAUAAUAAUAAUAAUUUACAUUUAUUUGUAAGGCGCCUUCCACUAAUGUCUCAAGCCGCAUUGUAAGAAUAAGGUUAAGGAAAGGCCAAGAGAGAAGGAGAGCUACGUAGAAUAAAUGUGUUUUUAGACGCGACUUUAAAGUAUCCACAUUGUCGGUUGAAUGAAUUCCCAACGGUAGGGAAUUCCACAACCAAGGCGCAGGCACAGCAAGCCACCCGCUCUCACCCCAGCAACACAGCCGGGUUCGCGGUACGCGCAGAAGGGCUGAGUGCAGAUCUCAACGACCUUGAGGGGGUGCACGGAUGGGUUAGCUCGUGAGUAUAUGGUGGUGCCAGCCCAUGCAAGGCUUUAAAAACCAGUAGAAGGCUCUUAAAUUCUACUCUCUUCAAGACCGGUAGCUCGUGUAAUGAUAAGAGAACUGGAGAAAUGUGGUCAUGUAAUGGGGUUCAGGUGAGCACCUUAACUGAACAAUUUGUAGUCUAAAUUUUGAUUUAAAGCUUUCGUGACUGCAGGGAUUCAUAUUCUUGUUUCUUUCGGUAAAGUGACUACAUGACUUUACCGAAGGAACCAAGAAUAUAAUUUGUAGUCUACCAAGGACCUUUAUUUGAAACACCAACCAGCGAGGCAUUGCAGUAAUCGAUUCGCGAGAGGACAAGUGCAUGGACCAACCUCUCUAACGAUGCUGCGCAGUUCGAGCAAUGUUGCUAAGGUGUAAAAACGAGGUUUUCACAAACUUAUUAACGUGAUGUUCGAAGGAAAAGGGACGCAUCGAAUAUCACCCCAAGAUUAUUAAUCUCACGCUUCGGGCAGACGUUCUGGCCAUCAAUAACUAGGCUGAAAAGUCCCAAGUUUUUUUUCAACUUUUGGGGAGAGCCGACUAAGAGGAGUUUGGUCUUAUGUCCAUUUAGCUGGAGAAAAUUGUUCUGCAUCCAUGAUUUUACAGUUGUUAAAGAUGAUGAAAGCAACGAUGCUGCUGACGUAGAAUCUGGUGUUAGCUGGAGGUAAACGUGGGUGUCGUCUGCAUAGCAAUGGUAGCGCAGCCCAAGAAAUCGCAGCAGUGCUCCAUGUAAAUGCGAAACAGAAUGGGACCAAGCACCACCGAUUCUUGAGGAACCCCAGACUGCACUGAACUGACCGAGGACUUGAAGCCGGCCCAUAUUUACAUACUGCAGGUAAGAGCGGAACCACUCCAGAGCAGAAUCUGUAACCCCCAUAAUAUUUUCAAGCCGUUCGAUUAAAAUCUCACGGUCGAUUGUAUCGAACGCUGCGCUCAGGCCGGUGCUGGAAGCAGCAGCCUCGGUGGUGAGACACAGCAGACUUGCCGCUCCCGGUAGAUCCCCUCUGGCAACUCGACUUCCUCCUCGGCAAGGCGAAGCCUCACCUUGGACGACGAGGUUUCGUCGGAUGAGCUCAGCAGGGGCAGUGAUGUCAUCGUCCUGCACGGUGUUUCGUUCGGUUUUUGCAACUGAGUUAGUCACCUUCCUCGCUGUCCUCCUCACUUUCACCGCGAGUGAGCCGACGGAGCUUGCGUGGCCUCGCGGACUCUAAAUGUUGCAGUGCAUCUUCAGAAUCUGGGUCAAGCUCUGUCCGAGCGCUCUUAUGGUUAUCCCCGUCGUGUAGGCUGAGGCCAGCCUGUUCUCAGACCCCCCCCCCCCCAGGGAUAGCAAGGCCGCCUCGGUGGGGGUUGUCUUCUUUGCGAAGUACACAGCUGCGGAUGCUAGGGAGGGGUACAGGCUUGGGGUGAAUUCCCUGGCCUCGGGUAGUCGGAUGGCCUUGGCCUAGGGGUACCAUUACCCUGCAAGCUUCUUGAGUUUCGCUGGGGCAUUGAGGAAGGUUGGUAUUUCCCUAACAAUUUCAGGAAUCAAGAGCGGGCCCCUGUCACACUCGGCUAAGGAUGAUUCCACCGCUGUAACAGCGGUCAUCUGAACACCCAUCGCGAUGAGCUUGACUUUGUCGAUCACAGCUCUUCCUGGCCCUGUGAUCUUGAGAUUAAUCACUCCUUUCAGGAACUCGGAGCACCAGGCUUGUCCCCCCCCCCCCAGCCACCUCAACAAACUGAGACCCCUCCAGACUGGUGUAUGGGGGUGUACGUCGCACUGGCAUUGCAGGAAGACUUGAAAGCCUGGAACCUUCCGUCAGCGGGCCUAGGUAUAGCCCUGUGAGCCAUGCGGCUCUUAAGUCGGGUGCAUUCGCAACAAACACACAGAGACCCAUAGACUCUGAGUGCUUGUGGGAAUGUUAAACAAAAACGGGACAACUUGUCGCGUGUUCCUGUCUACAAGUUUUUUGUGCAUCGCUUUUAACAAACACAAUGCACACACACACACACGUGUCGCAGACACCCCGUGUCACUGCCAUGCUAUUGAAGGGACGUGAAACCUCAAACAUGAAAACUGUGAUCACCGACGGCAAUCAACGAUAAACAACAACUAAUAAUAAACGAGCAGCUGACGACGUCCCCUCUCUACAAUUCGGGAACCCCGCCGUGGGAACGGGGAACUUCCGGCUCUCACGGCCGCCAACGGGGACGGUGGAGCGGCCGCCUCCACCGUGGCCGCUUACUUGAGUCUUGAGCCCCUGGGCACGGCGGCCAGGAUGUUGAUCGCAGCAUGGCACAGUCCAAGCCGGUGUUCCACGUCAACUGGUGCCUAGUGGGUAUGGCUGGGACCAUACCUCCCCGGGAUCCAUCUAAGCGGACCCUCAACCGUCGUUCCUGCGACCAUGCCGGUUGAGAUUACCUCUCUUUCCACCCGGACGGGUAUAUGCCGGCGGAUGACCGGGAUCACCGCGCAGAGGAUUGCCAGGCAUGUGGUAGCAGGGCUGUGUCUGGACCGGUUAUCAGAGUCGAGCGGGAGCAGUGUCGGAUCGACCGCUAGGGUCUCUGGAGGUAUGGCCCAUGGGUUCUCUGCUCCUGACAGCGCGAGUGAAGCGCCUUCCGUUCGGUGUUUGGGCUAACCAUCUUUAGCGCAUAUAUUUGUUAAAAUAAACAUUCUUAUAACUACCGGAAGUAAUGAUCCAAUGGCGUCCACAAUAAUUGUGAUAACGAUGGGCUCACGGAAGCAUUAACGCCUCCAUACGAUGACGACACUCUUUUGAUUUAAAGCAGUGAUUAAUAUUCUUGGUUCUUUCGGUAAAGUCACGUUGAAGGGAAACAAAAUAAUAAAAUAUAUAUUUAAAACAAUACAAUUCUCACGACGUUUCGACUGCUUGUGUUGCAGUCGAAACGUCGUGAUAAUUUUAUUGUUUCAUAUAUAUUUUAUUAUAUUAUUGUUUCCCUUCAACGUGACUUUACCGAAAGAACCAAGAAUAUGACGACACUCUUGUUCUGCCGCUGCGGUGGACGUAGAGACGAUGUGAGAUGCAUUGUUUCCUUGAACCAAAUCAGAGGUAACACGAAAUUCCUCCACGCGUGCAACAUGCGUGCGUAAAAAAAUAGUAAUGCACAACCCCCUUUGUAAAUCCACUGCUAGAUGAAAGCCUCCCUUGAUGCGGCGGUGUUCGUGGGGGGGUUGUGAGGGCCGUGCUACACCAUGCCCGUCAAUAUGGGUUGGUGAAGAGAGGGCCCAGGAAUGGUUCGGGUAUCUCAAAUAUUUCAGAUAUUUUGAGCGUAAGAAUUUCUUUGUAUUGAUGAAUCGCUUAAUCGCUACGAUCCUACUACUCGAUACAACUGUUGUUCGUCUUUGAAUCACAACCCCCUCCCCCUGAAAGCAUGACAUGCAAUCAGCUGGCACACACGGUCUAUUUAAUUUAAAUUAUCUUUAAUACCGGUUAGUGUUAUUGCAGUUUUUUUUAUGAUUGUAAAUGUCUAGAGUGAAAUAUGAGGGGACCAUCUCAACAUAAACGAUUAAAAGCUGUAAAUGCAAAACUGUCGUUAAUGCCUCUCAUGCCGUUUUAAACUUUUUGCAUGUACGCCUUUCUGAGACCUCUUUCCUUCUCCCUGUGUUGCCGUAUUCUCUGGAUUAUAAGGUGCUCUGGAAAGUAAGACGCAACCCAAAACCUGUCCCCGCAGUGUCAAAGUUAUACAAAAUCUCGUCGCACAAUCAUGCACGUAUAACAAAACAAAUAAGCAGAGGAUGCGUCCUCUUCACAUUAUUCCGUCUCUCUACAUUAAAAAAAACUAAUUUAUUCCUCUCACAACCCAUAAGCGGCCGCCGCCACAUUCUGUGUGCGUAUUUUCAUCAGCAUUGUUUUAAAGACGAGCCAAAAUCCGGAGCGGUUUCGGCACGCGGUGUCUCUUCGGCAGAGGGGUCAGGCUUGCUGGAAUCGAUGCCGGUGAGCUGCUGACCUCACCGGCCACACCUCCUCACUUGACGGAGAGUUCUCAUCGUCAUACCCACCCACGUGUUUCUUUAAAAUACUGGAGGGGUGAAAAAAAGGUGCGUCCGAUAUAAUCUGCAGAACACGGCACAAAGGGCUCCCGACUGCCUUCCCCGAACGUGUCCUGUCCGUCAUAAAACUUCGUGGAUAAACUGCUGUGCUAAAACGAUAACCUUUUGCGAUGUGCUGUUUACAUCACGGAAGCUGCGCGCUUGAGUCUUUCCCCCCCCCCCCCCCCCCUCUUACGUUCGCCGCCCGUUACUGCGACGUCGGAGCUGCCAAAACAAAUCCCGAGAGGAGGAGGAGGAGGCGGCGGCAGCUGGCGUGCCGCUCCGCGAGAUGCCAAUUAUCUCGCUCGCUCGCCACGUCAGUCGUUUUCUCGUUGCCACGACGUUCUUUUUUGUUUGUAUCGAUUUGUUGUUUAUCUCAAAUGUUUCAUGGUUCCCCCCCCCCCCCAUCGUUUUUAUUUUUGUUUGUUUUGUUAUCGCUGGAACGUGACAAAUAAAAAAGGCUUUUGACACCGAGAUGCCCUCCCUG
This is a messenger RNA of Petromyzon marinus (sea lamprey), 8537 nucleotides long. RefSeq names its product ADP-ribosylation factor-like protein 8B-A. Lineage: Eukaryota; Metazoa; Chordata; Hyperoartia; Petromyzontiformes; Petromyzontidae. Gene Ontology annotation, biological process: protein transport; anterograde axonal transport. Gene Ontology annotation, molecular function: GTP binding; GTPase activity. Gene Ontology annotation, cellular component: lysosomal membrane. The record is from RefSeq and is a predicted model, not a curated record.